Scylla paramamosain (green mud crab) is the source of this 2559-nucleotide messenger RNA. RefSeq lists its product as uncharacterized. Lineage: Eukaryota; Metazoa; Arthropoda; Malacostraca; Decapoda; Portunidae. Bases 96 to 1601 code for a protein of 501 amino acids. The transcript is spliced from 4 exons. The record is from RefSeq and is a predicted model, not a curated record.
CAACUGGCGGCGAUAAUAAGAGCCUUGAAGGUGAUAGUGGGUCUUAGUACAGUAAUUGUACGUAGUGACUUGCCGUGCAUCGACGAGCCUCCUCCAUGGCUUACGGCCACAUCCUCCGAGCAUGGCUACUCUGCCUUGUGUGUGCAAGUCACCUGCUUGCCGCCAUCCCCACCAGAUACAGUCAAGUUACGGCGUCUCCUGCCGCAGAACCGGUCUCUUUUGCAUCACCUUCCUCUGAUGGUGACCUCGCUGUUGCCAUCGACACUCAUCUGGCAGCCACCGCUCAGCUACAAGGUGACUGGGAAACUCUGAGUGGUUUCGAAAGGUACCUGGCUGGGUUAAGACGUCUCUCUGAGACUGUCCAAGGCAUGGGGCAUGACUGGGAAGCUCUAGAACAAGUUUUAUCCUCUGUACCUGGACAGCAUGGACAUGAAACCGAUUUCCGUGACCAAGUACAGAAAUUGUUUGCCUUCGCUGGAACCACAGAGCGACUCAUUCGUGAAAUUAUGCACAAAUACUCUGACGAUGGUGCAGUGAAAAUGCGGAGCGAUGGAGGAGCACAGGAUCUUGUUAUGGAUUCCAUUGGUACAGAAGCAACGUCUUCCAGGAGUGUCCGCGCGGCUCUCACAACAACUGUCACUGACCUGUUGAGACUUUUUGAGCAAUACUUUGGUCGCCAGACGGUCAACGACGAGAAAGUUAGCGAAGAAGAGGGCAGGGAGAAGGAAGAGGAGGACAGCUUACAGAUUCUAGUGGACACACUCGAGGCCGUGGCUGAGGCCCACACUAACUAUACUGCUGCCAUCAGUGAGGUGAGAUCAUCCGCCAUGGCAAACUCCUCCACGGGUCAUGGAGACAAAAUAUCCGACUCCUCGUCAUUACCACAACAUUCUUCGAGUUCUGCCAGCCCUCAGGGAGACUCUACUGAUGCCACAAACACCACCACCCUUCCUGCUGCAGCGUGGCGCCCGCUGGAAUGGCACGAGAAUCAGAGAGGACUCCUGCAGGUGGCGGCGCAGCUGAGAGCACUUUUGAGUGGCAACGGAGGUGAUACUGUGCCGCGCCCCACCACAAAUGCUGAAACUCUUUCCACCAAUCCCUUCACCACCACCACCACCACUGCCAUCCCCAUCACCACCACCACCACCACAACCGAAAAAGAACGUGAAAAGCCCUGCCUGCCACCCUUCGAGCAGAUCGCUUACCGAAUGUGUAUCCUUCAGGAGAUGCAACUCAAACUUUCAUGGAGUGACGCUCAAGAAUUCUGCAGGGAACGCGGGGCAGAACUUGCGCAAGACAUGACGGUCAUCAAGACACGCAGGUUCCUGAAUGACAUGUACGGGGAAGACGGCACACGCAGCAGAUGGCCAGUGUGGGUCGGAGGGCGAAGGGCAGGAGAGCAACAGACGUGGAGAUGGUCAGGCUUUGCAGGGGAUUUAGAAGUGCCCUCCUUCAUGUGGGCACCUGGUGAGCCUCGCGCCUACAGCAGUGAUCUGAUGCCGGAGGGGGUGUGCAUGAUUCUCGACGGAUACAGACGCUUUCAUGGAGCCAGUCUGCCGUGCCAUCUGCGGCGAAGGUUCGUCUGUGAGUUACGGAACUGAGGCAUUGUGAGGCUGGCGACGCAUGAUGGCAGAAGACCAUUAAUCCAUUCGCUGGUGUGGAUCCGCACGUGUGUCAGUGACUGUAGAUGUGAAGAAUCAGUCAUGCUUAUCUGUAAGGAUAUCAUCUCUUUCCUUGACGUAUAUGUAACAGCUGUAACAUUACUGUCAAAUGUGUUCAUCUGCCCAAGAUCAGGUCAGGUCAGGUCUCUCUCUCUUUCUCGGAAUUCAUCAGUUUGGAAAAUAGUAUUAUAUAAUUCAUUCUUUUAACCAGAUAUUUCUGUCUAAAGGUAGUUUGGAAUAUGCUGUAGAUUGGCGACUGAAGAUUAAUAUAUUCCCUGCAUAAGGAUUACAUAACUACUAGGAUCAGAUGGCAGUCUAAGAAACUGCCGGAAAAAAAAGGGAUACAGCUCGUAACUUUUCUAUGAGCUGAGCACAUUAUGUAGUACGUACCACAAAAUCAUCCUCCCUCACGUCUUAAUGGAACCUUUGAUAUUUAAUCGGCAGCAGAUAUUUUCAGAACGUAGGUGUGAAAACUACUAGCUUUGAUUCUGAAUUUCAGGGGCCUUACUUUACUAAGCCACCGAACACCAAUUCUUAAUAUAGCCAUCACUGUCCUCCGUGCUCGCUGUUAUCACCAGUAGCAGAGCAAAUUUCUCAGCUGUUUUGUGAAGUGGUCGGCUGCUGCCUUGUAGAUUAGCACGGCCAUUCUUAUUGGGGUGCGGGAGAGGGAUGGAGAUCUUGGACACAGGCACCAAUGUUUUAUAAAACUAUAAAUAAUGGUUCUAUGUUCAUAACAGAAAGGACACACUUCCUCCCAGGUUUCUUUUUUUAAAUCUUAAAAUGCAGUCAUAAAAUUUCUGGCACUGGAUGGUACAGGGUACUGAAACUUUGGUGCUAAUAGAUGUUUUAAUUUACACUGACUGAGUAUCUAAACCUAAUAAAUCAAUAUAAAGCUAAA